This is a messenger RNA of Merops nubicus (carmine bee-eater), 312 nucleotides long. RefSeq names its product tripartite motif-containing protein 10-like. NCBI's taxonomy places the organism in Eukaryota, Metazoa, Chordata, Aves, Coraciiformes, Meropidae. Gene Ontology annotation, molecular function: protein binding. The record is from RefSeq and is a predicted model, not a curated record. The transcript has a single exon. The annotation marks the transcript as partial.
UGGGCCAUGGGGGUGGCCGUGGAGUCCGUGCCCAGGAGGAGCUCGCUCGCCAGGGCCAUGAGGAAGAUCUGGGCCCUGCAGCUGGACUGGAACCACCAGUACUGGGCGCUCCACGUGCGCCCGGCCCUGCUGGCACUGGAGGAGGAUCCCAGGGUGAUCGACAUCCACCUGGACUACGAAGCGGGCAAAGUGACCUUCUGUGACGUGGGGAGGAAGGUGCAGAUCUUGCAGCUGAAGGCCUUCUUCACCGAGAGGGUCUUCCCCUACUUCUGGCUCCAGUCAGAAAAAACCUCCAUCCAGAUGUUGGGCUGA